AUACUCACGCACGCACAUACACACAGUCAUACACUCACGCGCACACACACGGUCAUACACACACGCGCACACACACGUAUAUAUGCAGGAUAUACCUGGAAAAAUGGAAAUGUAGAGUUACACAUACAGUACUUAAAUCACAACGACCAUGGAUUAUUACCAUUUUUCUCCUGGGAGAACUGUUUAAGUGAACACCACAAGUUCGAUAAACACUUUAAACCAUACUCUACCCUAACAAUGGUUGGACAAAACUAUUACAUUUUGGAUAUUCAAAUUUGGACGGAUUUUAUAUAAAUUUUACUGGCCACCAAUGUCCUUUAAUCUAUUAAAUUUUGGAGUGAUAUACAAAAACUAAAGGCAAUACUUCUAAAAACAAAUCUGGACUCGAACACAGUUGUACUUUGUUAAAACCUUUGUUAGAAUCUUAAUAACAUUAGCACUAAACUUUACCAAAUUCAUCAGUGAAAAAAUAUUGGAUCACUUGGGAAAACUUUUACACUUUUAGAAGGAUAAAUAACUUACGUGAAAGAUCUGGGUCCAGAAUGCGAAACGGAGUGAUUUAUUACUGCUUCCGAAAUAUACUGCCUUCCAUGGUGGGGUCUCUAUUAUCUUUAGUAAUAAUAGUUUUAGUACAAUUUGAACAGACGGCAGCUAGAUUGGAUUUUAAACACCAUACAAAUGCGGAGUUGCGGAAAUAUCUUAUCAAUGUGAAUCGAAGAUAUCCGGAUAUUACUCAUUUACAUUCUAUUGGAAACUCUGUUGAGGACAACCCGCUAUUGGUUCUCAAGAUUUCAGAAUCAGUCCAUAAACAUAGCAUUUUAAAACCUCAUAUAAAAUAUAUUGGGAAUAUUCACGGAAAUGAGGUUGUUGGACGAGAACUACUUCUUCACCUCAUCGACUAUUUGGUAACAAAUUACCGAAGAAAUAGCACGGUAACCAGGAUUCUACAGACGAGCGUCGUACAUAUCCUCCCUACAAUCAAUCCGGAUGGCUAUGCCCGAGCCACCCUGGGUGACUGUACGAGUGUCGUGGGAAGGUAUAAUAGGCGCAUGUCUGACCUGAACCGAAAUUUCAAUGAAAAUCCUGCUUCAUCAAAAAAAAUCGAACCUGAAACCCGAGCGAUUAUGAAUUGGAUUCGCUCGAAUACAUUUGUAUUAUCUGCUAGCUUUCACGGUGGAGCCGUCGUCGUUAACUACCCGUUUGACUACACGAGAGGGAAUAUGGAUAAAAUUGCCUACUCAAAAUCUCCGGACGACGAUGUGUUUGUGUAUUUGGCACUAAAUUAUUCUAGAAGUCAUCACGACAUGCACCAUUCUAUAAAUUGUUCCACGAAUGAAUAUUUUAAAGACGGGAUUACAAAUGGUGCAGCAUGGUACCCUCUCAAAGGGGGUAUGCAAGACUAUAACUAUUAUCAUGGUGUGAUGGAAAUCACAGUGGAAUUGUCUUGCUGUAAAUAUCCUCCCGCCGAAACCUUACAAGUUUACUGGGAAAAAAAUAAACGAGCACUUAUAAAUUAUCUUCAGUUGGUUCAUAUGGGUGUAAAAGGCCUUAUUAUGGAUGAAAGCGGGAACCCAGUUUUCAGAGCUAAACUUAGUAUUGACGACAGAUAUAUAACUUUUCGGUCCUCAAAAUUUGGAGAAUAUUGGCGGUUAUUACUACCCGGUAACUAUAUAUUAAAGGUAAAAGCACGGGGAUUUAGGGAUUACCUUUCUCAACCGUUCCGUGUGAUUCCUGGACGAGUGCACCGGUUAGAUGUGGUUUUGACACGGAGAAACAGUUUAACAACAAACAGAAGGAAAUCACAAAAAACAACAAGUCUAUUACGUGAAGUGACUACACAAAAUAUGCUUAGUAUAAAAGGUGCUACAAAACCAAUGAAGACGACACAACAGCAUACGCAAAAAGUGGUUGAAAAUUCCCACGAAGACAAACUUUCAAAGGCGCACACAACACAAGCUUUAAGGCCGAGCACUUACUUUCUGCAGUGGGCGUUUCUUUUCACAUUUACACAAUUUCUCUGAUAUUUGAUUCCACAUAGAUAUGAGACAAUUUUUUUCACGACAAGGCAACUGGGCCGUGUGAGGGACGACACAAACCAACAGAAAUGAAUUUGUAUAUAAUGUGUAUAUAUAUAUAUAUAUAUAUAUAUAUAUAUAUAUAU
This is a messenger RNA of Octopus bimaculoides (California two-spot octopus), 2161 nucleotides long. Its product is annotated as carboxypeptidase D. Lineage: Eukaryota; Metazoa; Mollusca; Cephalopoda; Octopoda; Octopodidae. The record is from RefSeq and is a predicted model, not a curated record. Gene Ontology annotation, molecular function: metallocarboxypeptidase activity; zinc ion binding. Gene Ontology annotation, biological process: protein processing; peptide metabolic process.